Molecule: messenger RNA, 564 nt
Organism: Diuraphis noxia (Russian wheat aphid)
Lineage: Eukaryota; Metazoa; Arthropoda; Insecta; Hemiptera; Aphididae
Source: RefSeq, a predicted model, not a curated record
AUGCAUGAGAAAGCUAUUGUAUGUGCAACUAAAAACAAAAUUAAUAUUGAAGAGUUUGUGACUGAGCUUAAUGAACGCUUUUCCGAAAAGAAUAAAGAAAUAUUUAGAGUGUUUAAAAUAUUUGAUCACUCAAGUCCUGACUUCUUUAAUACAAAGUGUUCCUAUCGUCAUUCAUUUAUAAACCACUACAAUUAUUUUGAAAUAAAUAUAUCCAAAAUGUUAACAGAACUUCUAUCCGCCAAAUCAUUGCUUCUAAGCAAUACAAAUAUUCAAUUAAACUUUGAUUCUAUUGUAUCCUCUUUGUCACAACUUCCUACAGCCUUUUCUGAAACUUUAAAAAUUAUUUCUAUACUAAAGAUUCUUCCAAUUACUACUGCUUCAAAUGAACGAUUCUUUUCAUCCCUUAAAAAUGUUAAAACUUUCUUACGUACUUCAAUGGGAGAUAACAGACUAAGUGAUCUUAUGGUUUUAAAUGUAGAGAAAGAAGAAGCUAAGUGCGUUGAUUUAUAUAAAGCUGUAUAUGCAUUUUCAGAUAUUAAGCAACGGAGAUACCCAYUUAAAUAA